This is a messenger RNA of Spirometra erinaceieuropaei, 543 nucleotides long. NCBI's taxonomy places the organism in Eukaryota, Metazoa, Platyhelminthes, Cestoda, Diphyllobothriidea, Diphyllobothriidae. The record is from the annotation of a GenBank genome assembly.
AUGGCGGCUGAGCAACAGCGAAAGGGUUGCCCUGUUGAAGAGUCUGUUAGUGGCCUCCUCCUCCAAGACGUUCCUCUGACCACCGGCUCUGGUGCAAUACUUUGUGACGUCUCAACUCCCUUUCAUCGCCCUUUCGUGCCCGCCUCGAUGCGUCGAGCUGCAUUUCAAUCUCUGCAUGGACCCUCACACCCUGGGAUCCGAGCCUCUCAAAAGCUCCUUGCGGAAAGGUUUGCCUGGCAUGAACAAGUACGUCAAAUCAUGAGCUCGGUCCUGUCUGACCUGCUAGCGCAACAAGGUGCAGCGUCACAACAAGUCACCACCAGGAACUUUUCCCAGACCCGUCGCAUGGUUCAGCCAUGUGCACGUGGAUGUCGUAGGCCCCUUGCCUCCAUCCAAUCGUUUCACCCACCAUCUUACCUGCGUCGAUCGAUUCCUUUGUCGAAUGUUCAGGCUGAAUCCAUCGUGAAAGCCUUCGCCAGUCGUUGUGUCGCCAUGUUCGUUGCCCCAUCCACGGUUACGAUUGAUCGUGAUGCCCAUUUUUAG